Messenger RNA from Pelagomonas calceolata, 2248 nucleotides. NCBI's taxonomy places the organism in Eukaryota, Pelagophyceae, Pelagomonadales, Pelagomonadaceae. The record is from the annotation of a GenBank genome assembly.
CAAUAUUUGACAGACAACCGCUGUGCGCGCAGCACGGUCGAAUCCGUACGCGUCGGGACGUGGCUGCAGUCGUGCACGCCAGGAAGGCGGUCCUGCGUUGCGACUGGUUGCGCUGCCUCGCGCGGGCUGCCAUUCGUGGGGGCUAGGCAGCCCCACACACCACGAUGCCAUGGCGGGCGGCCGCGGCGCCGCGGUGGGCCGUGCUCUUCGCCGUCGCGGCGACGGCGCAAGACGCGCGGGACUUCGACUUCUGCGGCACGUAUGCCUUUUCCGAGUGGACGAAUUUUAAUGGCGUGCCGCCGGACGAAGGCGGCUUCCAAUUUGCGGCGACGGACCCGAUAACAGGGGCUGGGUGCCGCGCGAGCACGACGACGGCGGACGGGAACGCGAUCUGGCUCACUGACGACCAGGAGCUGGAAGAUGAAGAAGAGGAUGGCGAAGAGGAAUACUCAGACUACUCUGUGGAGGUUACUGGUAGACCGGAGAUCACCGGGGAGGCCGGCGGGUGGGCGGUGUUGCUGCGUGCGCACGGCUGGGACCCUGAUUGUGUGUGUGGUGUCUCGUGCUUCGGAGCGUCAUGCCCAUCUUACGAGGCCUACGCGUGCACGGUGAACACUUUCGACUGCACGCUGACACUGUCGGGAGGCCUCACGUCGGGUGUGGGCCUCACAUCGGAGGAAGGCCGCUUUGUCCUCGCUUCCACAGAAAUCACUGAUUGCGCAGACGAGGCCGCAUCGCCGGAGCUCUGGAAGCUCUACGCAUUCGCCGUCGAAGAUGAGCUCGGCUGCCAAGUCACGCUGCCGUCGGGCGCGCGCUUUUCGGUCGACGACAAAGAUGGUGCUUACGAGAUCGGCGCGGUCGGCAUCGCCGGCGCGGGCGUGGGCCAUACGUUCGCCAGUGUCAGUAUCGUCGCCCGCGAGGAUACUUGGUGGCCACCUACGCCGGCACCGACCGCGCCCUCGGCGAAGCCGACGGCGCUGCCAUCUGCUAGGCCCGCGCCGGCGCCGACGCCGCGGCCAUCGCCGUCGCCGAGCGCCGCGCCUGACGAGCCGACGCUGCAGCCCGUUCCCAGCCCGACGCCACGGCCCAGCUCUCAACCAACUUCCCGGCCCACGCCAGCGCCUUAUCCGGCCCCGAGCGCAAAACCGACGAAUCCGGCGCCGUCGCCGGCACCCAGCGCCAAGCCGACUCCAGUGCCGAGUCCACGGCCCUCAGAAGCACCCACGCGGUCGCCGACGCGGCGCCCGACGCCGGCGCCGAGCGCCACGCCCGGCAGCCCGACGGCGGCCCCGGUCUUCGCCCCGACGCCACGGCCGACGCCCGCGCCGACGCCGAGGCCGUCCUCCGCGCCGACGACGUCAAGGCCGACGACAGCCACGCCGUCGGCGGCGCCCACCGUGACCGCCGCGCCGUCGCUCAAACCGACACUGCCCCUGUCAUCCUCCAACAAGAACGCCCCGCAAGCCGACGCGGCGAGCGGCGGCCAGGCUGCCGCGGGCGUCCUCGCGGUCUUCGCCAUCUUCGCUUGCGUUGGUGGGUGUUACUACAUGCAACGACGGCGGAAGCCCAAUCCACUCAAAGAUAAUGCUGACGAGGCGGACGCGGCGCACGUGGCUUUGAGUUUAGAGGCCGACGACGACGAGGAGGCGCCGCUCCCGCCGCCGCCCAAGCGGAGAGAGGCUGCUCUAGCUAAAGCGGCGCCCCCGGCCGAAGCGAAGAAGGUGAAGCACCACCGCCGCGACGAGCCCAAGGAACUGGAGCCCCCCCAAUAUGAAUAUGCGCGGCGGCCGCGCUCGCCGCGCAAGUCGCCGCGCAAGCCGCCGAAUCCCAACUGGCACCCCGUCGUCCACAAGGCGGCCCAGACGCGGGAAAAGGGCGAGGCGGCGCUCGACGCGCUCGAGGACGCGGAGCGGCGCGGCGACCGCCGGGCCGCUGAGUCCGCGCGCCAGGCCGUCGAGGACCACGCCGCAGAAGUCGCGGAGCACCGGCGCAUCCUGCAGGCCCACGUCGACGAGAAGCGGAAGGCUCGCGCGUUGAAGAAGGCCGCGGCGGCCGAGAAAUUGAUUAGAUUACGCGAGGAGCUCGCCGCGGCGCGCGCCGCGGCGGCGAAGCCCAAGUCCUUAACGGCGUCGCACGCGCGGCUCCGGUCGGCGCUGCGCCAGCGCGACGACCUGGACUCGUCCGAGGCGUCUUCGUCGGAAGAGGACGGCAUGGAGCUGGGGAGCUAGUAGUAACGAAUGUGAAACUU